AGGGAAUUGAACACCUGAGGGCAUACACAGGUGUACAUCAUUGCGCGCAAUUACGCACGCGGCGCAGAAUCACCACGGGUCCAUGCUGCGUUUAUAUUCUAUGGUGUACAGCUGGUCGCGUCCCAAACAACAAUUUUCAUUAGGAAAAAAACACAAGCAACUCUUUAACGCAGCUUGUCAAACGGUGACUUUAUCAGACAAUAUCAUGCAUCGUCAUCUUUCAAAGGCAACUGUAGGCCUACAUUGCGCGGUGAUUUCUUUCUGCCUAUUUGCAUGUGUUGCUGGAGUAUGCAAUGUUGCACAUUGCAGUAACCCCAGCACCUGUAUAUUAUCUUUUGAUGGGCAGAGCUGUAAAUGUGCUCCAAGAUAUUAUGGAGAUCUUUGUGAAAAAGUGGCUUCGGUGCAACUCUUGUGCGGCAUGGACUACAUCACCAUCGCAAUCAACGAGGAUUUCUUCAAGUAUUACAACGUCCCAGUGGAAUCUCUGCACUUGGCAAACAAGAGCUGCCGAGCACAUAAGGAAGACAUCUCUGGUGUCCAGUAUUACAUGGUGCAAACCACCAAAGAAAAGUAUGCUGCCUGUGGAGGCAAACCUCUGGAGAAAAAUAUCACACACAUUGCAUAUUCCUUGACACUGAUGUCAGAGCCAAACGUGCACGAGAAUAUCAUCCGAGAUCCCACUGUGAAGAUUGAUUACACAUGUGUGUACCCUUACAUGCGAACAAUCAGCCUUCCCUUCCCUGUAAUACCCUUCGCAAGUGAGACAAUCAUGCGGAUCGAUGAUUUGGACGCAAAGGUGGAAAUGUCCCUGUUUAAGGACCACACCUACACCGAUGCCUUCAGCAGCGCUCCCAUGCUUCAGCUCAGGGACAGAGUGUAUGUUCAGGUGUCCGUCACGGAGCCCAGAGAUUUCUUCCUGUUAAGUGUGCAGGAAUGCUGGGCUUCCCAGUCAGCGGAGCACAACGACACCUCAGCCUUGACUUACACGCUGCUUUCGAACGGGUGUGUGAAGGAUGACACUGUAGUGUUUGAGGAUGAUGCGCUGAGUGACAGUACUUUGAACGGCCAGGGCUCCACUGUGCGCUACUCCUUCAGCAUGUUCCGCUUCGUAGCCCAGCCCAGUGUCCUCUACCUGCACUGCAGGGUGAACCUGUGCACUAACGAGGAUGCUGAGCCAUGCAGACCUACGUGCAAAAGCAUUGUCAAGAGAGCCGCUGAAAGAGUGGACUCGGAGGAGGGAAAUCAAGGUCUGCUGUCCUAUGGCCCAAUUAAAGUACACACCGCAGAGGCUCCUACAUCCAAGCUGGUGCUUAUGCUGAUGCUUCCUGUGGGCGCAGUGUGGCUCCUUGGAUUGGUUCUUCUCAUCCUCACCACUUAUGCCAAGACCAGAGCCAGAGGAUCUCCUUCGACUUUAUGACAGAAAUAAAAUGUGUUUUGUAACUUU
Messenger RNA from Engraulis encrasicolus (European anchovy), 1444 nucleotides. It is a transcript of the gene zpd, whose product is annotated as zona pellucida glycoprotein d. NCBI's taxonomy places the organism in Eukaryota, Metazoa, Chordata, Actinopteri, Clupeiformes, Engraulidae. The coding region runs from base 83 to 1417 and encodes 444 amino acids. The record is from RefSeq and is a predicted model, not a curated record. Gene Ontology annotation, biological process: neutrophil migration. Gene Ontology annotation, cellular component: cell surface; apical plasma membrane. The transcript is spliced from 9 exons.